AUGCUGACCAAGUUCGAGACUAAGUCGGCUCGGGUGAAAGGGCUCAGCUUCCACCCCAAGAGGCCCUGGAUCCUCACCAGCCUCCACAAUGGAGUCAUCCAACUGUGGGAUUACCGCAUGUGCACCCUCAUCGACAAGUUCGAUGAGCACGACGGACCUGUCCGGGGCAUUGAUUUCCACAAGCAGCAGCCUCUGUUUGUGUCUGGAGGUGAUGAUUACAAAAUAAAGGUCUGGAACUACAAACUGCGUCGCUGCCUCUUCACCCUCCUGGGCCACUUGGACUACAUCCGGACCACCUUCUUCCACCAUGAAUAUCCCUGGAUCCUGAGUGCCUCUGAUGACCAAACCAUCAGGGUUUGGAACUGGCAGUCCAGAACUUGUGUUUGUGUGCUGACAGGACACAACCACUAUGUGAUGUGUGCCCAGUUCCACCCCUCUGAGGACCUGGUGGUGUCAGCCAGCCUGGACCAGACUGUGCGAGUUUGGGACAUCUCUGGGCUCAGGAAGAAGAACCUCUCCCCUGGAGCUGUGGAGUCAGAUGUCAGGGGGAUAACAGGAGUGGACCUGUUUGGCACCACGGACGCGGUGGUGAAGCACGUCCUGGAGGGCCAUGACCGUGGGGUCAACUGGGCUGCCUUCCACCCCACCAUGCCCCUCAUCGUCUCGGGGGCUGACGACCGGCAGGUGAAGAUCUGGAGGAUGAACGAAUCCAAGGCCUGGGAGGUGGACACCUGUCGGGGGCACUACAACAACGUCUCCUGCGCCGUCUUCCACCCGCGGCAGGAACUGAUCCUCAGCAACUCUGAGGACAAAAGCAUCAGGGUCUGGGACAUGUCCAAACGCACCGGGGUCCAGACCUUCCGGCGUGACCAUGACCGGUUCUGGGUGCUGGCUGCUCACCCCAACCUCAACCUCUUUGCUGCAGGCCACGAUGGGGGCAUGAUAGUGUUCAAGCUGGAGCGGGAGCGCCCUGCCUACGCCGUGCACGGCAACCUGCUCUACUACGUCAAGGAUCGCUUCCUGCGCCAGCUGGACUUCAACAGCUCCAAGGAUGUGGCUGUCAUGCAGCUCAGGAGUGGCUCCAAGUUCCCUGUGUUCAACAUGUCCUACAACCCUGCUGAGAAUGCUGUCCUGCUCUGCACUCGAGCCAGCAACCUGGAGAACAGCACCUACGACCUCUACACCAUCCCCAAGGAUGCUGACUCCCAGAACCCUGAUGCCCCCGAGGGGAAGCGCUCCUCAGGCCUCACUGCCGUCUGGGUGGCUCGGAACCGCUUCGCCGUGCUGGACCGAAUGCACUCGAUCCUCAUCAAGAACCUGAAGAAUGAGAUCACCAAGAAGGUUCAGGUGCCAAACUGUGAUGAGAUUUUCUAUGCUGGCACUGGGAACCUGCUGCUGAGGGAUGCUGACUCCAUCACCCUCUUCGACGUGCAGCAGAAGAGGACCCUGGCUUCAGUCAAGAUCUCCAAGGUGAAAUAUGUCAUCUGGUCUGCUGACAUGUCCCACGUGGCUCUGCUGGCCAAGCAUGUGGAGCCUGCCCUGGCUGCUCCUCACUCCUGCUGCCUUUGCUCUGCAGCCAUCAUGAUCUGCAACAGGAAGCUGGAGUCCCUCUGCAACAUCCAUGAGAACAUCAGGGUCAAGAGUGGGGCCUGGGAUGAGAGUGGAGUCUUCAUCUACACCACCAGCAACCACAUCAAAUAUGCUGUCACCACUGGGGACCAUGGCAUCAUCCGCACCCUGGACCUGCCCAUCUACGUCACCCGGGUGAAGGGCAACAACGUCUACUGCCUGGACAGGGAGUGCAGGCCCAGGGUGCUCACCAUCGACCCCACCGAGUUCAAAUUCAAGCUGGCUCUGAUCAACAGGAAGUAUGAUGAGGUGCUGCACAUGGUGAGGAAUGCCAAGCUCGUGGGGCAGUCCAUCAUUGCCUACCUGCAGAAGAAAGGGUACCCAGAGGUGGCUCUGCACUUUGUCAAGGACGAGAAGACUCGGUUCAGCCUGGCCCUGGAGUGUGGCAACAUCGAGAUUGCUCUGGAAGCAGCCAAAGCUCUGGAUGACAAAAACUGCUGGGAGAAGCUGGGGGAGGUGGCCCUGCUGCAGGGCAACCACCAGAUUGUGGAGAUGUGCUACCAGCGCACCAAGAACUUCGACAAACUCUCCUUCCUCUACCUCCUCACCGGCAACCUGGAGAAGCUGCGCAAGAUGAUGAAGAUUGCUGAGAUCCGCAAGGACAUGAGUGGACACUACCAGAACGCUCUGUACCUGGGAGACGUGGCAGAGAGAGUCAGGAUCCUGAAGAACUGUGGGCAGAAGUCCUUGGCCUACCUGACAGCUGCAACUCAUGGGCUGGAUGAGGAAGCUGAGAGCCUGAAGGAAACCUUUGAUCCUGAGAAGGAAACGAUUCCAGACAUUGACCACAAUGCCAAACUGCUGCAGCCUCCUGCUCCUGUCAUGCCUCUGGAUACCAACUGGCCCCUGCUGACUGUCUCCAAGGGCUUCUUUGAAGGAACCAUUGCUAGCAAAGGCAAAGGAGGUGCCCUGGCUGCUGACAUUGACAUUGACACUGUGGGCACUGAGGGCUGGGGAGAGGAUGCAGAGCUGCAGCUGGAUGAAGAUGGCUUUGUGGAUGCUGGAGAAGGCUUUGGAGAGGAAGGCCUGGUGAAGGGGCAGGAAGAAGGAGGUGGAUGGGAGGUGGAAGAAGAUUUGGAUCUUCCCCCUGAACUGGAUGUUCCUGCUGGCCCUGCAGGAGCAGCAGAGGAUGGAUUCUUUGUGCCACCCACCAAGGGCACCAGCCCAGCUCAGGUGUGGUGCAACAACUCUCAGCUCCCUGUUGACCACAUCCUGGCAGGCUCCUUUGAGACAGCCAUGAGGCUGCUCCAUGACCAGGUUGGGGUAACAAACUUUGGUCCCUACAAGCAGCUGUUCCUGCAGACCUAUGCCAGGGGCCGCAGCACCUACCAGGCCCUGCCCUCCCUGCCUGCCCUCUAUGGCUACCCUCACCGCAACUGGAAGGAAGGUGGCCUGAAGAAUGCCCUCCCUGCUGUUGGGCUGAAGCUCAACGACCUGAUCCAGCGCCUGCAGCUCUGCUACCAGCUCACCACCGCCGGCAAGUUCGAGGAGGCCGUGGAGAAGUUCCGCUCCAUCCUGCUCAGUGUGCCCCUGCUGGUGGUGGACAACAAGCAGGAGAUUGCUGAGGCUCAGCAGCUGAUUGCCAUUUGCCGUGAGUACAUCGUGGGGCUCUCCAUGGAGAUCGAGAGGAAGAAGCUGCCCAAGGAGACCCUGGAGCAGCAGAAGAGAAUCUGUGAGAUGGCAGCCUACUUCACCCACUCCAACCUGCAGCCUGUGCACAUGAUCCUGGUGCUGCGCACUGCCCUCAACCUCUUCUUCAAGCUGAAGAACUUCAAGACUGCUGCGACCUUUGCCCGGCGCCUGCUGGAGCUGGGGCCGAAGCCUGAGGUGGCUCAGCAGACCCGCAAGAUCCUCUCAGCCUGUGAGAAGAACCCCAGUGACAGCCACCAGCUGAGCUAUGACAUGCACAACCCCUUCGACAUCUGUGCUGCCUCCUACCGCCCCAUCUACCGCGGCAAGCCCCUGGAGAGGUGUCCCCUGAGUGGGGCCUGCUACUGCCCCGAGUUCCACGGCCAGAUCUGCAGAGUCACCACGGUGACAGAGAUUGGCAAGGAUGUCCUGGGGCUGAGGAUCAGUCCCCUCCAGUUCCGCUAGGACCAGCCUGGCCGGGCAGGGAACCUCCCUCAGCUCCCACCAGGGUGGAAACCUUCCCCUCCCAGCUUCCACUCUUGGUGUCUUCACCCUAGCCAUGCCCAGGCCCUGCCCUCCCUGCUCUUCCCCACCCAGGAAUGCUCUUAGCUGCUGCCACGUAGUUGUCAGUUGUGCUGCUGCCUCCAGCCCCCAUGGAAGAGUCUCCCCCAGGCCCUGUGAUCUCUCUUGUCCUUGCCAGGGGCUGAGUCUGGCUUUUGCCAAGCCCCACAGCAAGCUCUGCAGGACCUGUUUGAGAGGCAGCAGCUGCCUCAGAGCCUUCAGUGCUGGGCUCCUGGAAGAAGACCUCCAAGCCCUGCUGAGCCUGCCCAAGAGGAGGAGCUGAGCCUGGCCCUCCCCAGGAGCAUGGCACUGGCUGCAGCUGAGGUUGUCCCUGCUUGGGGCCAGCUCUGCUGCCUCCUGAAGGGCCAGGAGAGCAACUCAAGCUUCUGGUGCUGCUGUGGAGUUGUUGUUGUUAUGUUUUGUGUCCCCCAACUAAUC
This is a messenger RNA of Indicator indicator, 4257 nucleotides long. It is a transcript of the gene COPA, whose product is annotated as COPI coat complex subunit alpha. The coding region runs from base 1 to 3723 and encodes 1240 amino acids. Gene Ontology annotation, cellular component: COPI vesicle coat. Gene Ontology annotation, molecular function: protein binding; structural molecule activity. Gene Ontology annotation, biological process: retrograde vesicle-mediated transport, Golgi to endoplasmic reticulum; endoplasmic reticulum to Golgi vesicle-mediated transport; intra-Golgi vesicle-mediated transport. NCBI's taxonomy places the organism in Eukaryota, Metazoa, Chordata, Aves, Piciformes, Indicatoridae. The transcript is spliced from 33 exons. The record is from RefSeq and is a predicted model, not a curated record.